Molecule: messenger RNA, 912 nt
Organism: Paramuricea clavata
Lineage: Eukaryota; Metazoa; Cnidaria; Anthozoa; Malacalcyonacea; Plexauridae
Source: the annotation of a GenBank genome assembly
AUGGUACCGUUUCCACACGAAGAUAAGACAAUGGAAAAUAUCAAACACGCAUGCAAAGACCAUUUCGAGAUUGAUAAAGGAUAUCAAUGUGACGUUCUUGCGGGGGAGAGAGGACCAUCUUAUACAAGUGUGAAUCAGAUUAAGAACUGGAAACUUAUUCACAUCCGGUUUGUGGAAAAAGAACCCGAGCUGAGAAAGAGCAGAAGUUCUAAAGAAAAGGAAGACCACACUCAAGCACAUAACCUGUCACUACCAAUAUCAUAUGUCAACGUGCCUAGUUGCUCCAAUAUUGCACCGUCGUCUCGGUCUGUAUUCCCUCAGUCUGUCCCUCUCAGUCUCAGUCAACUCAUUAAGAUCGGGAAGUUGAUCCCACCGAAAAAGGACAUUGUCACUUUACAGUUAGAAGCAUUUGAUGUUGAGAGAAGGAGCUGGAAAGAUCCAGUGGAAGUAGUGUUGUCAAUUAGCGUUGAUAAGUUUGCAAGUGGUGCCUGCCGUGAUGCAUUCUUAGCUACUGGUCUCAAGGGAUUGGAUGGAAAGUUUGUGGUCAAACGUUAUAGGUCUGAUCGGGUUGCGGAGCUUGUAGAGCAUUUUCAGUCCCUUGAUACGCACACUAGAAAAGUGGUACAGAUGCAUGCUCUUGCUAGGCACUUUUCAUUAUUGUUGCGUGAUGGUGCUCCUCUUCAAUUCGGCGAUACAUUCCUCUAUACCAAGCUGUACUAUGCAGAGAUGAAGGGUGAGUUUGUUACAGUAGAGUCCUACAUUGAAGGAAGUUUCAGAAAAUAUGUGAAUAACACUGGCGACAUUGUUCUAAAAGAUGUCAGUGAAUUUGCUAUGAAGGCAGAAUCGUUUGUCCAUUACUCUUUUGUCAAAUCAGGAAAGCAGCUUAUAAUUGUGGAUCUGCAAGGCGUAUGA